Messenger RNA from Aegilops tauschii subsp. strangulata, 1974 nucleotides. RefSeq lists its product as uncharacterized. Lineage: Eukaryota; Viridiplantae; Streptophyta; Magnoliopsida; Poales; Poaceae. The record is from RefSeq and is a predicted model, not a curated record.
AUGGUCGCCUAUGCCGUCGGCCUCGUCCAGGAGAGGAGCUUCUUCCAUAGCGACACAUUCAGUCUAUGGGUGACCGCGCUACUCCUGCUCCAGGCGAGCGCGUACGCGGCGCCCAGCCGUGACAUGGACCAGCUCAAGGCGCGGCUGCUCCACCACGUCCUUCAGACCGGCCUCGUGCUCUGGCUUGUCGUCAACAGCUUGGGCCACAACGCCAGCUACCGGGCGGCCACCUGGGCGUUCUGGAGCCUCAACGUGCUCAAGACGGCCGUCAAGAUCGUCGAGGUGUUCAAGGCACGUCCCUUCCGUCCAUCCGCCGAGGUGGUUGCCGAGUACAUGGGCGUCGAGGAGGUCCUCGCCGGCGACCAGAUGCCGACCGAUCCAAGGAACAUGACGGGCUACAAGUAUCUCUUCCACGGUGAGGAAACCAUCCAGCUGAUGAGCGGCAGCCACGACGAGAUACUAACGAUGAUGAGCUCCACCUCCGCCAAGGAGGUCAUCACGAUCGAUCAAGUUUACCGGUGGAUCGAUGAACAGGGAUACAGCGACGUCGAGAAAGACAUGGCCAAGGACAUCUGCCUGGCCUUCUCGCUGUUCAAGCUGCUGAAGCGGCGGUUCUACGGGUACAAUCCGGCGGAGGCCCGCUCGCGCAAGUCGCUGGACCUCGUCUUGACCGGCCUCAUCCAUCAGGCCGUCACUGACCACAUCCGUCGGGUCGACACCAGCCCCGACGCCGCCUUCCGCGUCGUCGAGGCAGAGCUCACCUUCCUCUACGACUUCUUCUACACCAGGAACAUCGUUCUGACGGGAGCCAGGACCCACAUCUUUACUGCCGUCCUUGUGCUAGGCCUGAGCAUGUGGGCGACGUUCUUCGGCACGCUCGGCCCCGGCUACAGCCGUAUGGUCAUCGGCGUAAGAAACCUCGACCGCGCCGUCACGGUGGUGAUCGUCCUCAUCAUCGCUGCCCUCGAGCUGUGUCAGGCGGUGGCCCGUUUGUACGACAACUGGAGGUACAUUGAGACUGUGUACCGUUGCGUACGCGACAAUCGGCCCUGGUCGAAACGUCCACGGCGCCAACUCUGGUGGAAGGAGAGCAUUACGCCGCCGGAGACAAUGUACUGGAACUGGGAGCAGAUGACCGGCCAGUAUGUGCUCCUUCAAUGGUACGACCACCGGCCGUGGAAUGUGCUGUCGUGGCUAACACUCGAGAUCGUGAAACCACUGAGGCGGGGCCAGAAGAGAGACCGAAGACAGGCUCUGCCUCGGCAGGUCAGGCAAGCCGUGCUCGUCUCGCUCAAGGCCAGCCGCGGCGAGCUCACCAAUGGCGUCGCCACCGUGCAGAGGCAUGGCCUGUCGCAACAACUGACAUGGGCGUGCAUGUUACCCAAGGUCACCGACCAGAUCCUGGUCUGGCACGUGGCCACCACCCGCUUCGACUGGGUUAGUGGUGGUGAUGCUAUUGACGACGGAGUGGACAACCACAGGCUCGUGGCGAGGAAGCUGUCCAACUACUGCGCCUACUUGGUGGCCUUCGUGCCGGAGAUGCUGCCGGACCCGAGCUACAACGCCGAGAAGAUGUUCGACAUGGCGGUGAAGCAGGCGCGAAAACAUCUCGUUGGCUGCCGGACCAUGCCGGACAUACUUGCCAAACUAGAUGAGAUACAGAGCAAGGAGGAGAGUUACCUGGAGGACGGCGGCCUAUACGGCAGAGCCGGCAGCAGCAGCAUCAUAGAGAAGGCCGCGGUGCUUGACGGGCAGCUCAUGGCGUCCGUGCCCGACGAAGGACGGCGAUGGAAGGUGCUGGCCGAGUUCUGGGCCGAGUUCAUACUGUUCCUCGCGCCGUCGGACAACGUGGACAUCCACGCCGAGAUGCUCGGUGCCGGCGGCGAGUUCAUGACGCAGCUGUGGGCGCUGCUCAACAAUGCCGGCAUCCUGGAGCGUCCGUCUGUUGCCACGUCGUCGGCACCGUCGACCUGA